This is a messenger RNA of Cebus imitator (Panamanian white-faced capuchin), 4790 nucleotides long. It is a transcript of the gene KLHL18, whose product is annotated as kelch like family member 18. The coding region runs from base 11 to 1975 and encodes 654 amino acids. The transcript is spliced from 10 exons. Gene Ontology annotation, molecular function: protein binding. Lineage: Eukaryota; Metazoa; Chordata; Mammalia; Primates; Cebidae. The record is from RefSeq and is a predicted model, not a curated record.
CGGCAGAUGCAUGCGCGAAGCGAAGGUCGGGGUAGCGAGGGAACGAAGGCUGCACACGAACCAGGAAGCGGGGCGGCGGGGCUUCCGGCGCCGAGGAGUUUCAACUACGGCGGCCGCGGAGGCCCGUCCGAUUGCUGCUCCGCGCUCCGAGCUGCUGGCGGCGUGUGCGCUCGCCCCGCCCUGGUUAGUGUGUAGCCGGCCGGCGAGGCCUGCGCAGUUGAGGCGGCCGGGGAAGAUGGUGGAGGACGGUGCGGAGGAGCUGGAGGAUCUGGUGCACUUCUCGGUGUCCGAGUUGCCUAGUCGCGGCUACGGAGUCAUGGAGGAGAUCCGGCGGCAAGGCAAGCUGUGCGACGUGACCCUCAAGAUUGGGGACCACAAAUUCAGUGCUCACCGGAUCGUCUUAGCAGCCUCGAUCCCGUAUUUCCAUGCCAUGUUUACAAAUGACAUGAUGGAGUGCAAGCAGGAUGAGAUUGUAAUGCAGGGAAUGGACCCAAGUGCCCUGGAGGCUCUAAUCAACUUUGCCUACAACGGCAACCUUGCCAUUGACCAGCAAAAUGUCCAGUCAUUGCUGAUGGGGGCGAGCUUCCUGCAGCUGCAGAGCAUCAAAGACGCCUGCUGCACAUUCCUCCGAGAACGACUUCACCCAAAAAACUGCCUGGGUGUGCGCCAGUUUGCUGAGACAAUGAUGUGUGCUGUGCUGUACGAUGCUGCCAACAGCUUCAUCCACCAGCACUUUGUGGAGGUGUCCAUGUCGGAAGAGUUCCUGGCCCUGCCCCUGGAAGAUGUGCUUGAGCUGGUGUCUCGGGAUGAGCUGAAUGUAAAAUCUGAGGAGCAGGUCUUUGAAGCUGCAUUGGCCUGGGUCAGAUAUGACCGGGAGCAGAGGGGUCCCUACCUGCCUGAGCUGCUGUCCAAUAUCCGCCUGCCCCUCUGCCGGCCCCAGUUCCUUUCAGACCGAGUACAGCAGGAUGACCUGGUGCGUUGCUGCCACAAAUGCAGGGACCUGGUAGACGAAGCAAAGGACUACCACCUCAUGCCAGAGCGCCGGCCGCACCUGCCGGCUUUCAGGACCCGGCCGCGCUGCUGCACAUCCAUCGCUGGGCUUAUCUAUGCUGUAGGAGGCCUCAACUCAGCAGCAAAUUUUUAUGCAGGUGAUUCCCUGAAUGUGGUGGAAGUGUUCGAUCCCAUUGCCAAUCGCUGGGAGAAGUGCCGUCCUAUGACAACAGCCCGCAGCCGCGUUGGCGUGGCUGUGGUGAACGGGCUUCUGUAUGCCAUUGGAGGAUAUGACGGCCAGCUACGGCUGAGCACUGUGGAGGCCUACAACCCGGAGACAGACACAUGGACCAGAGUGGGGAGCAUGAAUAGCAAGAGAAGUGCCAUGGGGACAGUCGUGCUGGACGGGCAGAUCUACGUCUGUGGGGGCUACGACGGCAACUCUUCCCUCAGCUCCGUGGAGACCUACUCACCUGAGACAGACAAGUGGACAGUCGUGACCCCGAUGAGCUCGAAUCGCAGUGCUGCUGGGGUUACGGUCUUUGAGGGCAGGAUAUAUGUGUCGGGCGGCCAUGAUGGCUUGCAGAUCUUCAACAGUGUGGAGCACUAUAACCACCACACCGCCACCUGGCACCCUGCAGCUGGCAUGCUCAACAAGCGCUGCCGGCAUGGAGCAGCCUCCCUGGGGAGCAAGAUGUUUGUCUGUGGGGGCUAUGAUGGCUCUGGCUUCCUCAGCAUCGCUGAGAUGUACAGUUCCGUGGCAGACCAGUGGUGCCUGAUAGUCCCCAUGCACACGCGCCGGAGCCGAGUCUCCCUGGUGGCCAGCUGUGGGCGCCUCUACGCUGUGGGGGGCUAUGACGGACAGUCAAACCUAAGCUCAGUGGAGAUGUACGACCCGGAGACAGACCGCUGGACGUUCAUGGCCCCCAUGGCGUGCCAUGAAGGAGGGGUCGGUGUGGGCUGCAUCCCUCUCCUUACCAUCUAAGGCAGAGGAUGGGAUGUGGUGGGGCAGGGAUCUGGUACAAACAUAGGCGCUUCCUUCCAGUAACAGUCCCUCAGGAGAGGCAGUGGACCAGAAGAUGGGGUGAAAUGUGAGCUUGCCAGAGGUACAGUUUUUCCAGGUGCUUAAGCCCUCCACCACUGUGCCACCCUUGUGACCUUCAGGCCUGGGUCAUCAAGAUGCACAGCAUGGACACAAGCUCCUUUGGGUCCCGUAGCUGGUGACCUGGAACUGUUCUGCUGGUCCACACGAACACAAGCUCCAUCCAGGCCCAACUCCCACCCACUGCUGCUCUGUUGGCCAGCCAUUCACAGAAGGCCUUCCAUCUGUUGCUCCUCUUCACCUGCUUGUUCUCCAACCGAGUUCUGGCCAGUUUGCCAUGGGGAGGCUGCAGUGUCCAAGCCUGCUGGAAACUGGGAUGUAGCUGGGGGCGAAAGGACAGACCCAAGUGUUCUCCCUGCCUGAGAUGGUAUGGCCACAGCAGUGGAGGGCUGCUGCACACAGGCACGUUCCUUCUUCACAGUAGGGCACCAAGGAUUCUGUCCUCAUCACUGGGUAAGCAGGAAGAAGAGAAGUUUUCCCCAUGUCUAAUUUUGGGAUUUCAGUGAGGCCUUUUCCAUCUGUCCAGGAGAACAGAAGGGAAAAAAAAAAAAAAGAUACUUGAAAGAAACAAGGAAAUUUAAACCAAGAAACUGGAAAGAAAAAAUUUUUUUAUGUGAACAAAUUUUGCAGGAAGAAAAAUGCAUAAAGGACGCUAAGGGCAAAUCUAUGUUUAAAUGGAAAACCGUCUAACCAGAGAAGGGCGGUAUCCGCUCCACAUUCGGAUCCCAGGGUCCUGAGGCAUCGCAUCGAGCUGGGUGCUCAUGGGGUUUGUCUUCACACCCACCAUCAGAGGACUUUUAAAGUCAUAGGCGUAGAGAGUUAGCAGUCUGCUGAAUUACUGCCACUCUUCUUGGUGGAGGCUCCUGGCUAUGGCUGGGGGUUCCAGAUGCCCCUGUGAUUACCUCCUACUGGUGCCAUGGCGCUCAUUCAGAUUCCCCACUUGCACUGACAUUCCUCCCUUUUUUGACCAGCAGGAAACAGCAGGUCUGGCCGGAUUCUCAUUUGCCCAUCGAUCUCGUUCUUGGGUGAUUUCCCUCAUUGGGAUGCUUCUGGGGCACAUUGACCAUUUGCACCUCUAGAACCCAACCAGGGGCUUCCUUCUACCAGCUGUGGGCUGGCUUGGUCUCGUAACCUUGUCUGCCCUGCCACUCCAUUGCUCCUCCAUCCACUCGCCAAUCCCAAGGGUCUGGCCUCCCUCCAGCCCUGGGGCAGACUAACCAGCAAGGUGGACCUUUACAUUCAAGCACAGCUGGCUUUUAUGACACAAAAAACUAAAGGCCGAAAGAAUCUCUUGCUGCUGCAAAGAACAGAUUUUAUAUUUCUUCCUCUAAUCUUGGGAAAUGAUCUUUACCUAUUGGAAAAACUCCAUACUGCUUCCUCCUUCUCCCUGCGUGGGACCUAAUGUAGCACAGCGGGACUGAAAGAGGAGGACAUUUUCUCUUACCAGUGCACUGGGCAGUGGGGCUGUCCUUCAACUGCUGCUGCCAAAAUCUGGUUUUCUAAAAUUCUUCCAGUAGAGACUAAAAGAAGAUGCAAUUCCUGUAACCCAAGACUGGGUCUUAGGGCUCCAGUCUCCACCAGGUUGGUUUCCUGUCCUUCGCUGCCUGCCUGGGGUGGCCUGGAAGCCUGUUCAGAAAGGCACAAUGUGGAGCCUGGGGUGUCUUCCCCAACCUCAGGGCCAUCAGGUUUACCAGUGUGUGCAAUCGCCAUGUACUCAGAGGGAAGUACCUUUGUUACCUGCAACUUAGGAGCUGGGUCUCUGCUACAAGCACUUGAAAAUGAUAUUUUUAUUUUUAACGUCUCAACAAUCUGAUAAUGGAUGUCAUUUAACCUGGGCUCGUGGUAGAGCUCCAGCAUUUCUCCCUCCUUCCUGGUUUGCCUGUAGAGGUGGACUCAGAAGGCAGGUGGGGUGUGCAUUUCCUGUUAGGAGUGUAUCAGUGCAUGUCUUAUUGUAAGCCCCUUUCUUUUGUGAAUUUGAAGCAGCACCAGCAAGCCUGGAUUGUGAAGGUGUUAAGAAUCUGUCUGUGGGCUGCUGAGUGGGUCCUUAGGAUGCUGGCCCAGAUUUUCCCACUGGGUAUGGUAGAUUAUUUUCCCAUAGCCUGCUGCUCUUGUAGUGGCCUUCCUGAGUCCAUUCCCACCUCCUGGUAUAGAAUUUACACUGCUGCACCUGAGAUCAGUGUUUCAAAGUAAGAUCAAGCCAGUGUUUUGAUCUGGUCUCUGAGCACAAGUGAGCAAACACCGCCAUAUUCACACUCUCCCAGUAGGUUCCUCAGUCUGAUGCUGAAUGGCUGUUCGUAAAUGGCUGGUCUGGUUCUUUGGUGUUGGAGCCUUUCCAAUAGCCCCAUGAGAAGUAGCAAGGAUAUUGUGAAAAGGAUAUCACAAGGAGAUAGGGUAGAUGUUGUGUUUAGUGGGCCUUGGGGCCUAGCCCAGCUCUGAGCAGAGAACUGUGGCAUUCACUGUCCUUGAGUGUUUCACCUUCUUGGAUAACACGCACACGGGCCUUUUCUUCUGGAUUUCAUCAGAGAUUACAGCCAGAUAGGAGCUGAAGUCCAGCCUCUUGACUUGACCACAGAGGUGUGACUAUGGGAAUUCCUCCCAAUUUAUUGUUUCCCGGAAAAUCUCACUUCCUUUUAUUUAUAGAAUGCAUGUCUUGUGUUAAGAAACCAAAGAGAAAUAAAGAAAGAGAACACUCCUAAUA